Leptomonas pyrrhocoris is the source of this 2227-nucleotide messenger RNA. Its product is annotated as putative RNA helicase. Gene Ontology annotation, molecular function: nucleic acid binding; ATP binding. Lineage: Eukaryota; Euglenozoa; Kinetoplastea; Trypanosomatida; Trypanosomatidae. The record is from RefSeq and is a predicted model, not a curated record. Gene Ontology annotation, cellular component: nucleolus. The transcript has a single exon. The coding region runs from base 167 to 2227 and encodes 686 amino acids.
GAACGUACCCCUAGUUCACCCACUGAGAGAAGCCAAGUCGCCUUCUCACCGCGCAUCCACCUGCCCGUCACGAAGCAAAUAAAAACGCGUGAGGCUCUAGUUAUUGCUUCGUCUGUCACCCUCAGCCUCUCGUCACUCUCUCCGGAAUAAAAAAAUAGCAGAGAAAAUGAGCGUCUACAGCUGGGAGACCUCUGGCAACGCCCAUCGCCACAAGAAGGUCAAAAAGACCGGCAUGGUGGUGCUGCACAGCGACGCCCAAGUUGACACGUCCUUCGAGCGCCUUCAGAGGGAGGUGACGGUGGAGCGGCGGCACGUCUCGCGGAAGGAGGCGCAGGAGGCCUUGGCGAACCCGCACACCGACACGGUGAAGACGGCGUUGAUGACGGCGUCGACGGCGAAGGUGUUAGAGAAAACGCUGGGCUUUUCGAGCUUGCUGCCGUGCCAGGCGCAGUGCUACCGCGGCAUCUUCAACGGCCGCGACGUGAUCCUGCACAGCCGCACCGGCAGCGGCAAGACGCUCGCGUACGCGCUUCCGAUCAUCGAGCGCCACCUCCUCGUUGAGCGGCAACGUGCGACCGACGCCGCGCCCGGCCCUUUUCUUCUCAUCUUUGUCUUCAGCAACGACCUGGCGAUGCAGACCCGUAGUGUGCUAACAAGUAUUUACGGCACGCAGAAGGGCCUGCGCAUUGCCGUGGCGGGCUUCGAUGACCUGCAGCCGGUUGCCACCGCCAGCGCAGACGAAGACCAGAAGAAGAAGAAACAGAAAGGUGGCAGUUCCACCUGCAACGGCGGCGCCAUCGAUAUUUUAAUCGGCACCGUUUGCACGCUGGAUGAGGCGAUCCGCGGGUACACGAUGGCGGCGAAGGCCACGGCGGCCGAGGAGGCGGAGGCGGCGCGAGAGGCGCGUCUGCUCGGCAAGAAGCACCAGCGUUUCACGUCAGCGAAGUCAGCAGCCGCAGCAGAAGGCGAAGACGAAGACGAAGACGAGGAUGACACAAACGCAGUAAACGCAUCGGACAACGACGACGACGAGGAGGAGGCCACUGCGGCGUCGGUGGCCACCCGCGUAGCUGGUGUGAUCUCGCCUGCCCGCGUCCGUGCGAUUGUCGUGGACGAAGUCGACAUGACCCUCGGCCCUCGCUUCUCCUCUCUCGGCCGCCGCAUGAAAGCGUUGCUAAAGUUUAUUCGUAGGGCGAACGGUGCGCUGUCGGAGGGUCUCCUGAACGACUUCCGCGCACACCACUACGUGCUGUGCGGGGCAACAAUCCCAAAUUGGGUGCUGAAGGCUGGGUUUCUCGGGGUGAAGAAGUACUACUACCAGCUGGUGGCUGUCGGCACGGCGAAGCUGCCGCCGCAGCUCGAGUGCUUUCACCAGCCGUGUGCGUGGGGCGACCGCGUGGCGACGGGGGUGCGUCUGCUGACCCAAAACGUGGGCUUCAACGGGCGUGUUGUGGUGUUUGGCACGACGAGGCAGAUGGUGGAGCUGGAGGAGGCCCUCAAGACCGCAGCGUCGUCUAGCACUGCUGCUGCUGCCGAAGCAACGAUCCACAACAGCAAGAAAAAGAAGGCGGCGGAUUCGGCCUCGCUCACGUCCUCCUCCGCCCUCGUCGUGCGUGCCCUCACGACGGAAAAGGAUGAGGCGGAGCGCGUGGCCGCGAUGGAGGACUUUAACAGCGGUGUCGCGCAGGUUCUACUCUGCACCGACGUCGCCGCACGCGGGCUGGACUUCGUCGAUGUGGACACGGUGUUGAUACUGAACCUGCCGCGUUACGCCCUCGCGCCGGACACGUUCGUCCACCGCGCGGGGCGUACGGCACGUGUGGGCAAACCCGGUCGGUGCAUUGUGCUGCACGACGCGACGGAGGCGUCGCUGCUCGAUGCGAUUGCGAAGUCGACGCACGUGGUGAUGAAGGCACUACCGGAUGCGGUGGCCGCCACAGCUGCGGCAGAUGCUGUUGCUUCGCUUGAGAAAUCAGAGGUAAAAGAGGUGAUUCUCUCGAUGAAGCUUGUGGUGCGCAACCCUUUCCGUUACACGAAGCCGCAGUUGAAGGUGCCCUCGGCGAUGCACGUGUUGAGCGCAAAUGUGGAUGAGACGCUGCGGCUGCAGCUGAAGGAUGUGCGUGAGGAGGACGGCAGCAACGGCGAGGUGGUACUGUUUCGUGUACCGGCCGGUCAGCUUCAUGAACUGAAGCAGAAACUGUGGAAGUACACGCUGCAGGAGGCAUGA